AUGCCUUCCACAUCAAAGCUACUCCGAGGAGGCACUGUCCUCACCCACGAUGCUGAUGACCAUGUGCAUCCCAUCAAGGCCGACAUUUUGAUCCAAGGAAACAUCAUCAGCAAGAUUGAGAAAGGCAUAAUCCCCCCCGAGGGUGCUGAAGUCAUCGACUGUACUGACAAGAUCCUCUCUCCCGGCUUCGUUGAUACUCACCACCAUCUCUGGCAAACGCUGCUCAAAGGACGCCAUGCUAACCAUCUACUUCUCGACUAUAUGCCAACCGGAAACUUUACUUCCUCCCUCCAUAGCCCGGCGGAUAUCUUCUGGGGCCAGCUUGGCGGUGCCAUGGAGUGUCUUGAUGUAGGCACCACGACCGUCGUAGACUUCGCCCAUAUCAACUACUCUCCUGAGCACACCAUCGCCGCCACGAUCGCAUCCGGCAUCAGAUCCGUCUUCUGCUACUGCCCAACGCCGCGGAUCGACUCCUGGAACCCGCUCGUCAUGAACCACGACCUGCUCGCGGGCUGGGUGAUGAGCAGCCUCGAGCGCCUCGCCGCCGCGUCUCCCUUUGGGGACGGACGGAUUGAGCUCGGGUUCGCCUUCGACGGCUUCUUCCUCCCGAAAGAAACGGUCAUCUCCCUCUUCCAGAAGGUGAAGGCGCUGGGCAUAAGAGUCAUCACUACGCAUGUCGUGCGCGGCGUAGUCUUCGGACAGGAUUCCAUCCCCGAGUUACUGAAGAGCUACGGGCUCCUCGAUUCCUCCAUCCUAUUCGCGCACUUCUCGAACCCGUCCCCUAACUGCGCAAAGCUGCUCCUCGAGUCCAACAGCCACGCCUCCUGCACGCCGUCGACCGAACUCCAAAUGGCCAUGGGGUAUCCCGUCGCCUUCGACCCCGCGCUUCGCAUCCAGCGCAACUGCUCUCUCGGCGCCGACUGCCACUCCAACAACAGCGCCUCGCUCGUAUCGGAGAUGCGUCUGCUCCUGCAGAACGCGCGCGCCGUCUUCAACCAACCGUUCGUGGACGCGGGGAAUGUCCCGCGGAAGGUGAACCGCACGGCCGAGGAAGCCUUCAACCUCGGGACCAUAAACGGAGCGCGCGCUAUCGGCAUGCAUGAUAAGAUCGGGAGCCUCGCAGUGGGGAAGUACGCUGAUAUCCUAGUCUUUGACGCGCUGAGCUCGAGCAUGGUCUGUGCAGCGCAGCAUGACCCGGUCGCGGCUCUGGUGCUGCAUAGUAGCCCUGCGGAUCUGGAGAUGGUGAUGGUGGGCGGGGAGGUGAGGAAGCGGGAUUGGAUGUUGGAGGCUGUAGAUGUGGGGAAGGGGGAGUGGGCGGGGAGGGAGGGGAUGGUGGGAUGGAGAGAGGUGGCAAGGGAGUUGGUGGGGAGGAGGGAGGAGUUGGAGAGGAAGGUUUCUGGAUUGGAUUUUGGAGAGGCGGAACGCGCGGCCAUUAGGGAGUUUGGGGUCGAGGUGGGGAGGAUUGUGGAGGGUGUGGUUGGUAGUUCGUAG
Molecule: messenger RNA, 1491 nt
Organism: Amorphotheca resinae ATCC 22711
Lineage: Eukaryota; Fungi; Ascomycota; Leotiomycetes; Helotiales; Amorphothecaceae
Exons: 4
Coding region: 1-1491 (496 amino acids)
Molecular function (GO): hydrolase activity, acting on carbon-nitrogen (but not peptide) bonds
Source: RefSeq, a predicted model, not a curated record